Histoplasma capsulatum G186AR is the source of this 1816-nucleotide messenger RNA. Its product is annotated as FK506-binding protein 1A. Gene Ontology annotation, cellular component: chromatin; nucleolus. NCBI's taxonomy places the organism in Eukaryota, Fungi, Ascomycota, Eurotiomycetes, Onygenales, Ajellomycetaceae. The record is from RefSeq and is a predicted model, not a curated record. The transcript has 4 exons. Gene Ontology annotation, molecular function: macrolide binding; peptidyl-prolyl cis-trans isomerase activity. The coding region runs from base 1 to 1464 and encodes 487 amino acids.
AUGUCUUCAACUCACCCAGUUGCUCUUUAUGCCGUGAAGGUGCCGCCAGGCGGUAUCAUGAUACCUGCCGGAGCAGAUGCCUCUGCUAUGUUCCGCGUCACAAUGGCUGCUAUCGACCCCGAUGCUCCACCUGAGUUUGAUGCCGAGACGGAGGGCAAGCCACCACGUGCGACAUUGAAGAUCGUCCGCCCUCCUCCAGGAAUGGAUCUUGAGGAUGAUUCGGACGAUGAUGAUUAUGAGGAUGGUGACGAGGAUGAAGACAUGGAAGAUUCGGAGGACGAGUCUAAUGGAGGACCUAGUGACCCUGCCAAGUUGAAGCAAGCUAGACAAGCGGCUGCAUUGAAAGAUUCUGACGAUGACGGCUCAAAUGGAGAGGAUGUCGACCUCAAAGCCGCUAUUUCGAAGUUAAUAAAGGGUAAAGAUAGGGCUACUGGUGAUGAUGACAGUGACAGUGACGUUUCUGAGGGACUUGAAAUGGAAGAGGUCGUUGUUUGCACCCUUGAUCCUACAAAGACUUGCCAACAACCCCUUGACUUCGUCGUUGGAGAGCACGAACGCAUCUUUUUCAAGGUCACUGGUACCCACUCUGUUUACAUUACUGGUAACUAUGUCAUGCCCUCUCAUGAUCACGAAGAUAUGGACGAUAGUAGUGAUGAAGAGGACGAAUAUGGCGACUACGAUCUUAGUCCUGAUGAAGACGAAUUGGAUCUGAUGGAUGAGGACGAGGAGAGCGAUGAGCUGGAUGAUAUGGAUGAUCCCCGUAUCACGGAGAUUGACUCUGACGAAGAGGAAGCUGAAAAGGCUGCCGCCAAGAAGAAGGGAAAGAAACGCCCCGCCGAAGAUUCCGGGGAUGAAGGUGCUAACUUGGACGACCUCAUGUCAAAAGCUCUCAAAUCGGGAUCCCAGCCAACUACUAACGGCGUGACAAAGCUUAGCAAGAAGCAGCAGAAGAAGUUGAAGAAAAACAAUGGCGAGGCCGUGGAGAUCCCGGCAAAGACAUCAGAGCCAGCCAAGUCCGACAAAAAGGUUCAAUUUGCCAAAAAGCUUGAGCAAGGCCCUACUCCUUCACCUCCAAAGAAGGAUGGUGAGAAGAAGGAUGGAGAUAAGAAGACACCUGCUACCGGCACCCUCGGCGUCAAGGAGGUCCAAGGAGUCAUACUUGAUGAUAGGAAGCUUGGAUCUGGCCGUGUUGCCAAGAAAGGAGAUCGGGUAUCCAUGCGAUAUAUCGGAAAACUUGAAAAUGGCAAGGUUUUUGAUGCAAACAAAAAGGGGCCACCAUUCUCCUUUAAGCUUGGCAACGGAGAAGUGAUCAAAGGCUGGGACAUCGGCAUCCCCGGCAUGUCAGUUGGAGGGGAACGAAGAGUGACAAUUCCAUCACAUCUUGCUUACGGCAAACAAUCGCUCCCAGGAAUCCCCGCUAACUCAAAACUGAUUUUCGAUGUCAAACUUCUAGACAUUAAAUAGAGGGAGAGAAAGAGGUGGUGGUCCUCCCUUUUCUUGAAAUUUUUUAGGUUCAUUUGUCUUCUCCAAAAGCUUCCUGUUCAUCAUUCGGCCAACUUAUUGUUUUCGACCUGGCCAUAUUUGUUAUAUCUGUCCAUUUUCUCUCUCGACCUCCUUUACCCCUGGAUUUUUCUUUUCUUUUUUCUUCGGUUGCCUUUUUAUUCUUCCCUUUGAGUUAUUUAAUGUUCUGGUAGUCCAUUUCCCUCUGGCCUCUUGGGUCAAAGCACCUUAGAUAACUUGUACAUUGCGCUGGGCAUUUAUCAGAGACGAUGAUAUCAUAACGGAGUUGGCAAAGGAGCUGGUUAUACUACUUCCG